This is a messenger RNA of Candidozyma auris, 2652 nucleotides long. RefSeq names its product Opt6p (gene OPT6). Gene Ontology annotation, biological process: transmembrane transport. Gene Ontology annotation, molecular function: oligopeptide transmembrane transporter activity. The record is from RefSeq and is a predicted model, not a curated record. The transcript has a single exon. NCBI's taxonomy places the organism in Eukaryota, Fungi, Ascomycota, Pichiomycetes, Serinales, Metschnikowiaceae. The coding region runs from base 1 to 2652 and encodes 883 amino acids.
AUGCCUCAAGAGUACAUAGAGCUCCAGCAGUUCCCGAGAGAAGACGACGAGCCUCGGAACGAGUCUAAGUCCAGCUUGGGCUUCUCACUCUCUCAUGAGGAGAUCAUCACAAUCCUAGCUCGUAUGGGCCAACCCACACUGUAUGAGUCCCUCGACGACUUGCCUCGGCUGGCACAGUUUAUGAUCGAAAAAAUCGAAGGUUUAAAGAUCGAAGACGCCAUAGUGAUUCUACGAGACACGUUGGCGGAACACACGGGCGAUGUCAACUUCCCUCUGGCAGACUACCAUUUGAUAGAGAGGUUACUUGCACACCUUCCCAAGAAGAGCCAGCUGGAUCUGGAUAUAAGUGGGGAAACUAAGAUGGAUAGCUCUAUUCUGGAUAAAACUUACGAUACUUGGGCCCUUGAGGUGCGUCUUGAAGCGGCUUUGGUUGCAUUCCACUCUCCGUACCCGGAAGUAAGAGCAGUUGUGGAUCCAUAUGACGACCACACGAUUCCGGCAGAGACGCUUCGUGUUUAUGUGAUUGGACUAUCUUGGACUCUUGUGGGAUCGCUCAUAAACAACUUCUUCGUUCAUAGACUACCGAGUAUAACGCUUUCCAGCAGUACCGUGCAGCUUCUACUAUUGCCCAGUGGAAGACUCUGGGAGAAGGCAUUUGCACCCAAUAAGAAAAUUAAGAUCUUGGGGAGGUACUUUGACAUAAACCCAGGGCCGUGGAAUUAUAAAGAAAUGAUGUUGGCCACCAUCAUCUACUCGUGCUCCGCUGGAACUCCUUAUUCCAUUUACAACUUCUUCGUCAUGAAGCUUGAUCGCUUCUAUGGCCUUGAGUGGGUCUCCUGGACGUACCAGGUGAUGUUUGCUUUAUCAACGCAAUUCUUGGGCUUUGCGUUCGCCUUCUUGAUGCUCAAGGUUUGCGUUUACCCGAAAAAAGCAAUGUGGCCCACACUAUUGCCCACUAUUGCUCUCAACAGAGCUCUCAUGAACGAGGAUCCUCCCACAAACAUAAAUGGCUGGAAGAUAUCUCGGUAUUCUUUUUUCUUUGUCGUAUUUAUGGCCAGCUUUUGCUACAACUGGCUUCCUUCCUAUUUAUUUAAGGCCCUUUCCACGUUCAACUGGCCAACGUGGUUCCUGCCAAACCUGAUCCACCUUGUUAACAUUACAGGCACAAAUCAAGGCUUGGGUCUCAACCCACUUCCUUCCUUAGACUGGAACAUCAUAGACAUGGCUGGCUGCUUGACUAUUCCAUUCUACACAUAUGCCAAUCAAUACAUUGGGAUGCUUCUAGGUUUCGUCACUAUACUCAUGGUGUAUUACUCCAACAACAAGUGGACAUCAUACUUCCCAAUUAACUCGAAUCGUCUUUUCAACAACAAAGGUGAAGUUUACAACGUCAAGAAGAUCCUUAAUGAAAACAAAAGCUUUGACCAUAAGAAGUAUAUGGAAUACGGCCCGCCAUAUUUUGCUGCAGCCAACUUGGUUCUUUAUGGUGCCUACUUCUGUAUGUACCCUUUUGCAAUCUUGUAUCAUACGGUAACAGAAUGGUCCUCGAUGAAACAAAGCUUUGCCAAUAUCUGGCUCACUUUAAAGGAUGCUUUUCAGAAGGAUCAUGACUCGAAUUAUCGCCGGUUUGGGACUGACCCCCACUGUCAGAUGAUGUCGCAUUAUAAAGAGGUGCCAAGCUGGUGGUUCGUGACGAUAUUGAUUGUGAGUGUUAGCUUCGCCCUCAUAUGUGUUAUAUUUUACCCCGUCGAAACUCCAGUCUGGGGGAUUUUCUUCACCAUCGGUAUCAAUUUCUUGUUUCUUAUACCCAUCACCGCCAUUGCGUCCGUGACGGGCUUUACUUUUGGUUUAAACGUGUUGGUGGAACUCAUUGUUGGGUAUGCCAUUCCCAAUUCCGGAAUUGCACUCAUAACACUCAAAGCCUAUGGCUACAACAUUGACUCUCAAGCAUCCAACUACAUCACGGAUCAAAAGCUCGCUCACUACACAAAAAUUCCCCCAAGAGCCAUCUUUCGUGGGCAGAUCAUACUGACUUUUCUUAGUGUAUUUGUGGCUCUCUUCAUUGCAAAUUGGCAGAUGGACAACAUCCCUGACAUUUGCGAGCUACAUCAGAAGAACAGGCUUAGAUGCCCCGGUGCUAAUACAUACUUUUUUUCUAGUAUUCAAUAUGGAGAAAUUGGGCCAGCGAAAGUCUUUGGAGGCAUAUACCCCGUUCUCAAAUGGUGUUUUUUGCUUGGUGCAGUAAUGGUGAUCCCCAUGGCUCUUUUCAAGAAGAUUGGCCCCAGAAAUAUCACCAGGUCGUUCCAGCCGACUAUUAUACUUGGCGGGUUUUUGAGCUAUGCUCCAUACAAUUUGCUGUACUUCACCAUGGGGCUUUACUUGUCGUUUAUCUUCAUGAACCGCAUCAAACGGACGUACACCAUCUGGUGGGAGAAAUACAACUAUAUCUUGACGAGUGCGCUCUCUGCUGGAGUGGCUUUCAGCGCCUUGCUAAUAUUUUUCACCGUCCAGUACAACAAAGACGAACUAGACUGGUGGGGCAAUCGUCUCAGCAACAUGGGCAUCGAAGGAUCCAAUAAGCACCACACGUGGUUAAAGGCAUCUGACGCUCCUGAAGGGUACAUUGGAUUGAGAAAAGACCAGUUUCCUUAG